AUGGUUCAUUGGAGUGAUACAUUUUGGGGAGAAGGAAAUCGAGGUUAUGAAGUGUUAUCAACAAAUGUAAAAAAUGGUGGCAUAGCAAUUGAAGAAUUUCAACGAUUUCUCAAUGAAAAUUUACAAUAUGAAUCAGUAUAUUGUAAAAAUCUAUCUCGUUUACAAGCGCAACUAUUAAAAGUUCAACAUGUCGGUACAUUUACACCAAUAUGGCAUUCUAUAAGAGAAUUAUUAGAAAAAAUCGCUUUAGCACAUUCAACAACAGUUACACAUUAUCAAGAUCUUUUGCGUGAGAUACAUAAUUAUCAUGAUUCAUAUCUAAAAAAAGUUAAAACAUCAAUACAAAAAGAUCCUGAUAUAGCGCGUACUGCUGAACUCAUAUCGCAAUUAAAUAAUGCUUUAAAUACAGUAAAUAAAGCCAAAGAACAAUAUCAUACCAUUGGAUUAGAUUAUGAACGUACUAAACGUUCAGGAAGUAAUUUAACCAAUGGUUCAUCAACACCCAUACCACAAGAUAAUAGCACAUCAAGCAGUAUUGCACAAACAGCAUUAAAUACAUUAACAUCGUCAUCAAGGCAAAUUGAACGUUUAGAAAAAAAAUUUCGUCAAUCACAUGAUGAAUAUAAAGCAUCAAUAGAAAAAUAUAAUUUAUUAAGAAAUGAUUUUGAAAAACGUUUUUAUGAUGCUUGUACGAAGUUUCAAGAUUUUGAAGGUGAACAUGUUGAGAAAAUGCUUAUAUUUUCAAUUAAUUAUUCUGAAAUACUCAAACGUAGUAAUGAACAAACAGGUUUAGCACAAAAUGAAUUCGGUGAAAAAAUUAAACAAUUUACUGGUGCUGAUCUUGUUGAAACAUUUGUCGAACAGAAAAAAACAGGUGUAGAAAGACCGGUUCCUGUACAAUUUGAAGAAAUUGAUAACAUUAAAACAUCAUUGAAUCUAACAAAUUCUACAAAUCUUCCUUCGUCAAUUACACCUGAUUUAUCAGGUUGUCCUUCGGAUGAAUUAAUUAUAUUUGACCAACCAGAAGCAAAUUUAUCAUCGUUUCAAGCACAUUUUCCGGUGUCUUCGCCUAGUAAUUCAGCUGGAUGGCUAUCAACAACUAAUAUGAAAAAAAGUGAUAGCAAUCGAGUUCAUCAUCAUCAUUAUAAUUUUCUACAUGCAUUGGCAUCAAGCUCUUCCAUCGGUCAUCAAUAUUCUUCAAAUAACAAUCAAACAAUGUCUCCAAUAUUUAAUGCAACACCAAUGAGUCUUAGUAAUCCAAAUAAUCCAUUAGCUCGUUUACAAGAAAAUACCAAUGAACAAGCAUCAAAUCCAUUUGAUGUAAAAAUACGACGACCAGCAUUUAAAGGUUUUUGGCCAUCAAACCGAAAGGAAAGAAAAGAGAAAAAAACAGAUAAGAAAUCAUCAAAUAAUUCUAAACCAAGUAAAAUCGCUCAAGUGCAACACCAACAUGAUGAAACAAGUUCAGUUAAUUCACAAAAUUCAGCGUUUGAAACAAAUGAUUUUAAUAAAAUGAUGGGUAGUAUGGAUGGUCUUGAUCAAAUAUCAUUAAAUAGAACGAUAAACAAAUGUCCAACACCGGAACCAUACACUCAAUCAAGUCCAACUAUUCCCAAUAGUGGUAUCAAUCGUCCGGUGUGUCAAAGUACAAUACCAUUUUCGACGUCUACUAUGCGUAAAUCUACCAGCUCAAGUGGUUCGAGUGAUGAUGAUGAUGACGAUGAUGAUUUUCUAAGAACAAAAAUAAAAUUUAAAAUAAAUCCAACAGCACAAAAAAUACCUAUAACAGAAGAAAACGAUGAAACAGAUAUCAUGAAUGCUAUGCGUCGUGUGGAUAAAACUAUUGGACAUUUUGCAACAUAUUCACGAGCAGCAGGAAGAAGAGUUCCAGAUCUGAGUAAAUCCAUAUCCAGUGGACAAAUUGGUGCCAGACCACUACCACCGCCACCACCACCUCCAGCACGUCCUACAACAAUGUUGUCAACAAGUAUCACAACAGACAGUCUUGGUCAAUCAUCGGGUUUGCCAUUAUUGACACCACGUGCAUCAUUAACAAAUACAUAUGAUGUAUUUGAAACACGUUCGAAAUCAAUGAGUGUUUCGAAUCAUCAAGAAAAUAUACCACCUGUUCCAGCUCAUCCAAGAUCAAUGACUCUGGAUACAGAAAAUAAACCAACAGCAUCUAUAUCAUCGACGGAGGACGAUACUGAAGUAGCAAAUUCAUUUCCUAUUGACAGUCCAACAAGUAAAACAGCACCAUUUGCAGUUCCAAGGCCGCCUCGAACUCGUCAAUCACUUUAUAAUCACUUUUCUUCUUUUCAUCAUUCAUCUGAAAAUAACCUAUCUAUUAUUCAAACACAUGAAUAUGAAAUUAACGUCAAAAAAUCAAAAUCAGAUUUAAUUAAUUUGAAACCUAAUAAUCCCACAUGUCAAGAAAAAUAUUCAUCAAAGAGAACCCUUCAAAUCCGAUUGUCAAUUAUUGCAUGCAUUCGUUCCAUUUGGAAAAGCUCAACAAAACAAACGCCAAUAGUUUUUCGAAAAAUUCAUCCACUAUCAACUAGACAUAAAACACCAAUAGCAGCAAAAACAAGUUUUGGUUUUUCAACAAAUCAAACUCAAGAAAUGCUAACAAAUAAUUUAAUGAAACAUCCAUCAAUUUAUUCAUUUCAUACAGCUCGUGAAAGUUUAUCUAGUCUAUCAUUGAAUUAUACAGAAUCGCUUCAUUCAUUAAAUAAUAUUUCAAUGAACAGUAUUACUCUUAACAUAGCUAAUCAUGAUUCAUCGGAAAUUCUUCCUCGUCUUAUACCUCCGCCGAAUAUAAAAUUAUGGUGUCGUACCCGCAAAUAUAGUGAUGAGCAACAACAGCCCAUGAUAAGUUCAGUUGGUCCAUCAAUUGCAAAUGGUCGCACAACACCAUUUACUGGUCCAAAUAAUCAAAGUUUUUCUAAUAGUUUAAUGACAUCCUUAGAUCAAAGAAUGUCUCCAUUAACAAUUGGUGUUAGCGAUCAAAUUCCUAUAGCAGUUGCUUUUCAAGAAACCAUUCACGUUAUGAUGUCGGGCGAUGAUCAAACAAAAUGGAAAAUUCGAAUUCUUGGUGAUAUGCUUGUUUCAUUUCCAGCUGCUAUUUUAAAUCUGCUUGUGAAUCCUUCGCCGAUAUUAAAUAUAUUAGAAUUUCGUUUACAAAAUUUAAAUAAAGUAGAAAACAUUAUUGCAAAUCCUCAAUUAAUUGCAUUAAAUCAAUCAGGAGAAGAAUCAUCUGAUGGACCGACUUAUUCCUUUAAUAUGUCAGCAUUAAGUAAUAUUCUUCGUAAUUUACAAGAAAAAAAUCGUUCAUUGCCUUUCUUUAAUUUUGGUAUACUUAAAUAUGAAGUUAAACACACAGGAGUAUUAAACAUUCCAAUACAAGUAUCAUCACAAUGGACGCGUACAUUUGAUACGAUAUCAGUUAAUAUAAACUAUCGUUUUAAUAGUUCAGCUUUACCAGAAUCAAUUCGAUUAGUGAAUGAUAUUGUUACAUUUUAUACAGUAAUAACAGAUGGUCAACAAAUAAAUCAAUCGGUACCAAUGGCUGAAUGGUCAUCAAACGAACAUAAAUUAUUGUGGAAAGUGCCAUAUAUCUUCGAUGGAUCAGGAACUCUUGCUGCAACUAUAAUGACAAGUCAGUCGACAACAGAUGGUAGCGACAGUGAUCAACAACAAAAGCCAUUAUCAGCAUCAUCAAUUGUACAUGUCCAAUUUCUUGCUGAAAAUGCAUUAUUUUCAUCCAUUAAUUUUGAAUUUGCAUGUCGAGGGUAUCGAGUAUCAUUAUUAAAGAAGAAAAUUUGUAGUGGUAAAUAUCAAUCAGAACCAGAUCAAAGUGAACCAUUACAAUUCUUUAAACGACCAUCACUAGAUCAAAAUCGUAUGCCUUUAUCAACAUCACUUGUCGCCUAA
Rotaria socialis is the source of this 3933-nucleotide messenger RNA. The record is from the annotation of a GenBank genome assembly. NCBI's taxonomy places the organism in Eukaryota, Metazoa, Rotifera, Eurotatoria, Philodinida, Philodinidae.